Molecule: messenger RNA, 698 nt
Organism: Notolabrus celidotus (New Zealand spotty)
Lineage: Eukaryota; Metazoa; Chordata; Actinopteri; Labriformes; Labridae
Gene: apoa2
Product: apolipoprotein A-II
Source: RefSeq, a predicted model, not a curated record
AUGAAUGCAAAAUAUGUUGUGGCCCUGAUUCUCGCUCUGCAGGUCUCUGUGAGCCUGUGUGAAAUUCCUGCACCAUCACAGGAGCUUCUUGAUAAGUAUAAUGGCCUGAAAGCAUAUUCUACAAGAGGAUACAGAAUGCUGCUGAAAAGCUGCAGGGGCCUUGCUGCUCCCAUGAUGGAGCAAGCUGGAAAUUCAGAACAAGCUGGAGCUGUUAAAGAGUACGUCGAUGAACUGCAGGCCAAGCCCGAAUUCCAAACCUGGUCAAGUUUUGGCUUGGGUGGUGAGGCUGCUACCACUGGUGAUCAGGCCCGCUUAACAGCCUUGUUCUAUGAACAAAACCUCCGCGCCAAGAUCGGUCCUCAUCUGGAAGACGCCAUCAACAACAUCAAGCCAGUCCUGGACCAAUAUCUGCCCUCUGAGUAGAGAAGGCCCACCGCUUGUCUGCAGGCUGUACUAGAUAAUAGCUUAUAGAAAGUGCACAGAUUUUGGCUGAGAAGAGCAAUGCACAAUGCAAAUACAAUCCUUUGCCUUUUUUCAAAUCAACAUCCUUGAUGGCUCAUGCAAAGUUAAAAGCUGGGCAAAGAUGUCAACACCACCUAUGCAAAUUGUGCAUGUAUAGUAUUUUGUGUUUAAUACACUAACUGAUGGGAGACUGUGUAUGUUUGUGUGUGUUAGUUCAUUAAACGAACUGAAUACUA